Elaeis guineensis (African oil palm) is the source of this 693-nucleotide messenger RNA. NCBI's taxonomy places the organism in Eukaryota, Viridiplantae, Streptophyta, Magnoliopsida, Arecales, Arecaceae. The record is from RefSeq and is a predicted model, not a curated record.
AUGGGCUAUGGCCCGGUCCGGUCCGGUCCGGUCCGGGUCGGGUCGCGGGUCCAAGGCAGAGGAGCCCGGGGGGCGAUACCCAAGAUCAAGAAGAAGCCUCCCGUCGACGCUGCCAUUCGCGAGGACGACAAAGAAGACGCCGCCGCCGCCGCCGCCGCCGCCGCCGUCGAUGAUCUCCCCUCCACGGCCCCUACAGGCAGCGACGCAUCCCCUGCCCCGCCACCUCCGCUGCCGUCCCAGCCACAGCGCAGCACCACCCCACCUCCACCCCCGAUGCUGGAAUCCAAGGGCUUGGGGACGUGGGAUUACUUCUUCGGUGGUGAGAAGAACAUGCCCCCUCCCACCCUCAGCCAGCCUGAGGAUACCUGGCCGCCGGCAGAAAGAAGGGAAAUUGAGGAGGAGAAGAUCAAGACCUCGGCUACUCGCCCUUCGCCGCCGGCCGUGAGCAACGACAUCCGUGGUGUUGAACCCCCAAUGGCACCGGAGAAGGUGGUCGCCGAGCCUGUGCCGCCGAAGGCCGUGAAGAAGCUGAAGCAGGGUAGUUCAGCACAUCACCACCAUGCUUUGUCGGCUGGGAGAUCGGAGUUCAUUUCCUCGAGGCAUCAGAGAGUGCUCAUGAUGGUUCGCUGCGAAGGAAACAAGAGGAUUUUGGGUGAAGAGGGAAGGGGCGAGAAUCUCUUGAUGUCGUUCUGA